UUAGCCUAUUCCACAACGGAACAAACAUACUUAAAAAAAGUUCUCUCUCAUUUAUUAAAAAUACUUUAAUUGAAUGAAAUAUAAUUGAUUUUUACUUAAUGUGACCACGAGUUUAUUGUGUUUAAAAUUUUUAUUAAAUAUCUAAUUACACAGUAUUUCAUAAAAUUUAACAAAUAAAACAAUGGAUAAUAUUCUAAAAGAUAACCGCUUUACAAAAUAUCUAAAUGACCCACGUUACAAACAAAUUCCUAAGCAUGAACGAAAGGUUAAAAUUGAUAAAAGGUUUCAAUCUAUGUUCAGUGAUGAGAGAUUUAAAGUGAAAUAUACGGUGGAUAAGCGAGGACGACCAAUCAGCGAAACCUCUACAGAAAAUUUACGAAAAUAUUAUGAUCUGGAGGAAUCUGAACAUAGUUCUGAUGAAAGCUCUGUCGAGGAUCCAUCAGCAGAGGACAGUGGUACGGCCGGUCUAUUCGUGAGGCGACCACCUAGCGAUGAUCAAGAAAAAAUAGAAGGGCAUAAGUUAAAAAAUGACAAAUUAGUGCGUGGCAAACUUGAUCAUAAAAUUAAACAAAGGUUAUUAGAUUUAGACAUAGAUUACGCUCGUGGAGAAGGAAUUCUUCUCACUGAUAGUUCUUCUGAUGAGGAGAGUACUGAAUAUGAAGAAGAAAGCGAGCUGGAGCAUGAAUGGGGAGAGUUAGAUGGUGAUGCAGGUACAACUGAUGAGUCUACUAGGAGAAUUGCCAUUUGUAAUAUGGACUGGGAUAACAUUAAAGCAACUGAUAUUAUGGUGCUAUUGAACUCUUUCCUUCCUACAGGAGGUGUUAUUCAUAAAAUAACGAUCUAUCCUUCAGAAUAUGGUCUAAAAAGAAUGGAACAAGAAGAGGUUCGUGGACCUAUAGAAUUAACUGAACAAGGAAAUGAUAAUGAUAAUGAAUUAUCAGAUAAUGGUGGAAAUGAAGAAGGUUCUACAUAUCACAUGGAGAAACUUCGCCGCUAUCAACUAAACAGAUUAAAGUAUUAUUAUGCUGUUGUUGAAUGUGACUCCAUAGCCACUGCUGACAAACUUUAUAGUGAAUGCGAUGGUAUGGAGUAUGAAAGCAGUGCAACACAUUUGGAUAUGAGAUUCAUACCAGAUGAUGUCACUUUCGAUCAGGAGCCUCGUGAAGUUUGUACUAAAAUGCCCGAUUUAACUAAAUACCGGCCGCGUUUAUUCACCACCACGGCGUUACAACAAGCUAAAGUUGAAUUAACAUGGGACGCCACUAAUCCAAACCGAACUGAUGUAAUACGAGGUGCACUCAAUGGUAAAAUCGACGACUUAGAUUUGAAGGAUUAUCUAGCAUCUAGCAGUGAAGAUGAAAAUUCCACAGAAGAUAAUUCUCAAUCGGACAAUGAAGAUGAAGAUCCCAUAAAAAAAUAUAAAAUGUUACUGGAUGACAUUGAACAUAAAGAAGAGAAAAAGAAAAAUAAAGAUAUGGAAAUGGAAAUAACUUGGGGACUUGGAAUUAAAGAGAAAGCUGAAGAACUAGUAAAAAAGAAAACUGAUGAAGAUAACAAGAACUUAACACCCUUUGAAAAAUUAUUGAAAAAGAGAAAAGAGAAGAAAAAGCAAAAGAAAUUGAAAAAUAAAGAAAAGUCAAAAUUAGAAGAAACUGCAUCUGAUGAAGAAAACAACUCGUCUGAUGAUAUUCCCUCUGAUAUUGAUAUGAAUGAUCCCUACUUUGCAGAGGAAUUCAAUAAACCUGAAUUUAAAAAUAGUAAAACGAUAAAUAAAAAUAAAAGCAAUAGUAAGAAUGGCGUGGAUGAAAUAGACGAAAAGGGAAAAGCACAAUUAGAGUUGUUAUUAGAUGACGAAGAUGGCAAAGCACAUUUUAGCUUGAAAAAAAUCCAAGAGGCAGAAAACCUAACGAAAAAAUCAAAAAGGAAAAGGAAACUUAAAGAAAAAAUAAUGGAACAAAAGCAGUCCCUGCCAGAUUUCGAAAUAAAUGUCAAUGAUGAAAGAUUUUCAGCAUUAUAUAAUUCGCAUCUUUAUAACAUUGAUCCGAGCAAUCCCAACUUCAAGAAAACAAAGAAUAUGGAAAAACUUAUUGAAGAAAAAUUACGUAGGAGGCCCACAGACUCACCGGCUGUAGAGGAAUCGCAAGCUAAGAAAUGUAAACAAGAUGCUGAACUUAGUUUAUUAGUAAAGAGUAUCAAACGGAAAACUAAAAAUGUAAAGAAAUAAAUAUUGUUUUUAUGUUGUUUA
Galleria mellonella (greater wax moth) is the source of this 2245-nucleotide messenger RNA. RefSeq names its product ESF1 homolog. Gene Ontology annotation, cellular component: nucleus. Lineage: Eukaryota; Metazoa; Arthropoda; Insecta; Lepidoptera; Pyralidae. The coding region runs from base 182 to 2224 and encodes 680 amino acids. The transcript has 8 exons. Gene Ontology annotation, biological process: rRNA processing. The record is from RefSeq and is a predicted model, not a curated record. Gene Ontology annotation, molecular function: RNA binding.